Molecule: messenger RNA, 3516 nt
Organism: Aspergillus pseudonomiae
Lineage: Eukaryota; Fungi; Ascomycota; Eurotiomycetes; Eurotiales; Aspergillaceae
Gene: nic96
Product: linker nucleoporin NIC96
Exons: 6
Coding region: 133-3273 (1046 amino acids)
Biological process (GO): poly(A)+ mRNA export from nucleus; protein import into nucleus
Cellular component (GO): nuclear pore
Molecular function (GO): structural constituent of nuclear pore
Source: RefSeq, a predicted model, not a curated record
GGGGAAGACCUACAACAGAGCUACCAGGCCUGAUGUCCACGAUUGUCUAGUGUGAUCAAACAAAUUUAUUCACCAACCCAACGCUAUUUUGAUCGUUAAAGGUCCUUCCCUUCCCACCAUUUUCAUAGCUCGAUGGCAUCCACAAGCUCAAAUUCUUUAUUUGGGGGCGGCGCGCUGGGAGCCACCACACAGUCAUCGACCCUCUUCACAACAAAUAAUCCAAUAAAUGCUGUAGGGAAUACGUUCACUCAGGGUCAAUCAACCGGAUCACUUUUUGGCGCACAGCCGCAAGCCCAGCAACAGUCUGCCCCAUCUUCAAAUCUCGAGCAUAGCCAGGCACAGGCUAAUACAACCCAAUCCUCACUGCCUCCAAAUCAAUCCACGCAGCCCGCAUUUUUCAACAGCCUGCUGGAGCGUGGUAAAAAACGACCACUUUCUACAAUAGGGCGAAGCAGCAAUUACGAAGAGCUACCCAGUCUUCAAUUAGGCCUUGAUGAUAUCCGAAGAAAAGCAAGAGAACUUGGUAAUGGGGGAACAAAGGGUUCACAACAUAUACAGGACAGUAAGGCUCACUAUCUCCUCGCUGCAUCUGGAGUUUCACCAGGGCAUACUUUGCGGGAUCUUAAAGCUUUAGACCCCCAAGCCUUGGUAUUAGGCCCUACAAAAGAACAAGAGACUUUUGACCCCGACAAUCAAAAGUUUUUGCGCAAUAUACAACAACGCGGCCGCCAUGCAAUGAUUGCGGAGAGCCUCACUCGUAUUCAUAGAGAUUUCGAUAUAUUCUUGGAGGAAAAGGUCGACCUUGAUUGGGAAGAGCAACGUCGGAGAAUUUUUCAGCAUUUUGGUCUGGCACAGAAGGAUGACAAUACCGGUGAUGGAAGAGGCGCAUUCGGUCAUUCUGUGCGACAGUCAAAACAAUAUGGUGCCACAUCAAGCUAUACCGCCCCAGGCGUCACCCAUAGGAGUGUCUUUGGGCGCUCUGGUAUGGAGAAGUCAGUUAUUGGUGUACCCAGCACUAGAACGGCGAGUCAUAGAUUUUUUGACGCCCCAAUGGAACGAAGUGACGCAUCCAGCACUCAGUCUUCAGAUCUUCAUUUCUUACGGGAAAAGAUGAGCCGCUAUGCGGAUAAGGUUCAAUUGCUGAACUCUGCUAGACUCCAAGCACAUACUUUCCCUGUCCUCCACGAAUUUUCUGAAGUUGAAAGCCAUGUUGGUGGCGAUGUUCCCCGGCAACUCUUUGACGCUUACCAUGCGCUAAUAAGCAUUGUUCAAGAAACUCCAAAUAUUGUAAACACGUCAGAUCCGGGUGCAUUGAAGGAACGCCAAUUUUCUGAAGAUUACCUGGAUGAAGCGCCAGGCUCGCGACGUGCUAUUAGCUUGAGAAAGAGGAUUGUGGAUGGGUCCAGAACGUUUCUUGAGAAUCUGUUCUACAAUGAGGUUGAAAAUGUGGUUGCUAAAAACCCUCGAGAAGCGCAGCUUGGUGGAAUACCGACUGUGAUCAAUAAAAUUCGCGCCUAUAUCCGACUUAGAGCGGCGAGGAAGGAUCUCGCUCCUGAUGGGACAGAGCUGCAAAUGGUUGGUCAGGAUUAUUGCUGGAUCCUCAUAUUCUAUCUUCUCCGAUGUGGAUUCAUUACUGAGGCGGCAGAAUAUGUUAGCCAAGACCCUGGGUUCCGGUCAUUGGAUCAUAAAUUCGUGACUUAUAUGACAACUUACGCGCAGAAUAGACGUUUACCAAGGGAUCUACAACAAAAAAUCAACGGUGAAUAUCAACAACGAUCGCGCAAUGCUCCUGAUAAUACUGUUGAUCCUUAUCGGAUGGCUUGUUACAAGAUUAUCGGACGCUGUGACCUCAGUCGCAGACGCUUGGAAGGUGUAAACCAAAGUGUCGAAGACUGGAUGUGGUUGCAGUUCAACUUAGCUAGGGAAGAUGAUCGUACUGAAGAGGUUGCAGGAGAUGUUUUUGGGCUGGAGGAUAUCCAGACAGAUAUCGCUGAAAUCGGGCAGCGAGUUUUCGGGAAGGGCCAAGAGGGACCUGGCGGCUAUGGAACUUUCUUUCUCCUACAAAUCUUGGGAGGAAUGUUUGAGCAAGCCGUCUCCUACCUCAGUUCUUACGCUCCAGUCAGCGCUGUGCACUUUGCAGUUGCUUUGGCCUACUACGGCCUUCUGCGCGUAUCUGAUUUCUAUGCUUCAGGUGAAGAAAUCAUAUCAUUCACUGUGAAACAAUAUCCACAGAUCAAUUUCGGCUAUCUCGUCAUACAAUACACGAAGGAAUUCCGUACGGGGUUGGUGGAGGCAGCAAUUGAUUACUUCUCCUUGCUUUGCCUUAACGCUGAUCUUCCAGGCUCCUUGGGCAAGUCACAAGCCUCAGUGUGUCACGAGGCAUUGCGCGAAUAUAUCUUGGAAACCCGGGAAUUCGCCAGGUUGUUGGGAGAUGUACGUUCCGAUGGAACCAGAAUCAAGGGGCUAAUUGAACAACGGAUUGGCUUGAUCAAGUUGGUAGAUCAAGAGGAGUUUUUGAAAACAAUAACUGUACAAGCGGCAGCUGUGGCCGACGACAAGGGCUUAAUCACGGAUGCCGUCCUAUUGUACCAUCUCGCUGAAGAUUACGACCGCGUUAUUGAUAUCAUCAACAGAGCACUAUCUGAUUCUGUAGCUGUCGAAUUGGGCGGCCCUUCCUUGAAACUGCAGCCAUUACAACCACGGACAAAACGGCAAGAUGCUCAAGUCUCAGAGCAGGAGGCUCUUAGGGAGCCUGGUAGUAGCCUCAGCUUGACAGCAGUGGAAGACCCAGUGGCUCUGGCAAGAAACAUUAUCAGCAUUUACAACAUGAAUGCCCUAUAUUACCAGCGAAUCCGCCCUGUCAAUCGUGACGCAUGUGGUUUGUUGCUUCAAAUGAUGGAAGCCAAAGCUGAAGUUGAAGCAGGAAAAUGGACCCCAGCCCUGGAUGCCAUCAAUGCCCUGAACAUCCUUCCUCUUCGGGCUAGAGGCUCAGUACCCUAUAUCCGAAGCGCAGCUCAAGCAUUCUCGUCCUUCCCCACGAUGAUCUCUCGCAAUAUUGGGCAUGUGGUAAUGUGGAGCAUCACAUGUAUUGGCCAUGAAAGAGAACGACUGAACUCUGGGACAUACGAAAAUCAAAUCAGACAAAGCCUAGCUGAUGAGUUACUGGUAAUGGCCAAAGAUCUGAUGAUCUUUUCUGGUAUGGUGAAGUAUAAAUUGCCACCCAGAGUCUAUGAGACGCUCGCCCGUGCUGGCGCAGAAAUCGGGGCAUAUUGAAUGUUAUUCUACUAGGUAGUUGCUAUGGAGUGUAUGCUUGAUGUUACCUAACUUACUACUACCAGUCCUCGUACAAGCUAUAGGCCGAUUGAUCAGAACUUUGAUUGGUGCAAUUGUAGGUAUGUAGUGUUGGUGCCCGCAGCUAGUAUAUAGGCAUCUACUCUGAUGUACCGGUAAACCCAUGGGCGGACUUUUUCCGCGCCGGAGGUAAAGGUUGCGCCAAGGAUUCUUUGAGCGGAUAGG